This is a messenger RNA of Closterium sp. Naga37s-1, 633 nucleotides long. NCBI's taxonomy places the organism in Eukaryota, Viridiplantae, Streptophyta, Zygnematophyceae, Desmidiales, Closteriaceae. The record is from the annotation of a GenBank genome assembly.
AUGCCUCCCUUUAUGCCUGGGAGAUUGGGUUGGGUUGAGCACCCAACCAGUAAAGUAGCAGUUGGAGGGGAUGGUGGAAUGCUGUGGUUAAUAGGGGUGUGUAACGGUGGAGGGGAGGGGUUGCUGAGCGCCACCUGCCUCACCCCUCACUUCGCCACCUGCCUCACCCCUCACUUCGCCACCUGCCUCACCCCUCACUUCGCCACCUGCCUCACCCCUCACUUCGCCACCUGCCUCACCCCUCACUUCGCCACCUGCCUCACCCCUCACUUCGCCACCUGCCUCACCCCUCACUUCGCCACCUGCCUCACCCCUCACUUCGCCACCUGCCUCACCCCUCACUUCGCCACCUGCCUCACCCCUCACUUCGCCACCUGCCUCACCCCUCACUUCGCCACCUGCCUCACCCCUCACUUCGCCACCUGCCUCACCCCUCACCUUGCCAGUAACCAGGGAGGAGGGCACGAGGGACUGGAAGCGAGUGGCAGAGCCGUGGCAGCCCAGUGCGAGGCAGAGGUUUGCUGGGCAGGCAGUGCACAUCAUAGCGCCCUGCCACGAUGCGACGGACGAGCUGGGGGCGUGUGUGGCAAGGGGGGAGGGUGGGCGAAGCAGCACGAAGGAGCAAAGAGAUGA